Schizophyllum commune H4-8 is the source of this 1188-nucleotide messenger RNA. RefSeq lists its product as uncharacterized. The coding region runs from base 29 to 1048 and encodes 339 amino acids. The transcript is spliced from 2 exons. The record is from RefSeq and is a predicted model, not a curated record. NCBI's taxonomy places the organism in Eukaryota, Fungi, Basidiomycota, Agaricomycetes, Agaricales, Schizophyllaceae.
UAUCACCGUACGCCACUCUGACUUCCACAUGGGACAGCACUGGGCCUUAGCUAAUCUGGAUGGGAAGACGAAGACACGAGUGUGUCCUGGCAAGGGCUUCUGGCAACUCGGAAGCACCGUCUUCGACAUGCUAAGACCGAGGAAGCUGGUCACUGCGACUGAUGUCCAAGUCGAAACUCGAGGAGCAGUUAUGCAGCGCCAGCCUCAUUGGAGCGACUCCGAAUGCAUCUUCAUUCUGCCCAACGAGCUGAUCGACGCAGUCUUUGCUCAGCUCGAUGAUUGGAUCGAGCUUGUCUUCCUGUGCGCCACCUACCGAGAUCUCUGGAAUAUCGGUGCUCGCCACUUGAUCAGUUUCGCCGAACAACGUCUUGCCAAAUGCUCCGCGAUCGAGCAACGUCUGAUCGUUCUGGGCGACUACAACGACGAGGGCUUCUUUCCGCCCAGCCUGCAUAUCCCUGGACCAGAGGUCAUCGACAUUUUCUCACCUCCCGGCACGGAUGCUAUCUACUCCGACCACCAGGAGGAAUGCAGCAUCAAGUCUAGGUUGAACAUGCCCUUCUUCACGGCGCGACCCGACGAAUACAUGCGAGAUCGCGCAUACCAUAACGAGAGUCAAAAAAUCACGUUCCUGCUCGAGCAAGUGCUGCCAAUAGAGUGGUGCUCGGUGGACCAAAGCGGGUUCGUACUUCGCAAUCUGUCGAAGGGGGAGUACGUCACAGGCAAGGCGAUGGCCAAGUUCAACAAGGAUAGAAAACCAAAGCGCACCUCCAUCUUUGACGCCGAUCCCUGCCUUGGGUCUGCGGUCCUCAGCCGCAUCUGUUGGUCGCACUGCUCUAACUUACCAGCGGAUCGCAAUAUCACGGAUGUCUGGGCGGGCGAUCGGUUCGACAUCGUGAGCGAAAAUGACUUCGACCGUGAAUGCAAGAUGGGCGCCGAGAGGGACAGCAUGCGCGAGGAUGAUAUCGGAAAUAUGGCACCUAGCAUAACGAAAUGGGUGGACGUGUCGAAGGAGGUCCUGGCGGAGAUCGAGGCUUCACUACUCAAGUAGCUUGUGCAGCAAUGCCGUACUGAUAUAGCUGCCGGCGAUGUAGAAGGCGCAUGCACCUCCCGCGAUACGUGCGCGCUGCCUGUGGCGAAUUCUUUAGAUGAGCGACGAGCUCAUGAUCAAUGAACGUUGCGAGAUCAGAC